Molecule: messenger RNA, 2554 nt
Organism: Meira miltonrushii
Lineage: Eukaryota; Fungi; Basidiomycota; Exobasidiomycetes; Exobasidiales; Brachybasidiaceae
Exons: 1
Coding region: 46-2280 (744 amino acids)
Biological process (GO): SCF-dependent proteasomal ubiquitin-dependent protein catabolic process
Cellular component (GO): SCF ubiquitin ligase complex
Source: RefSeq, a predicted model, not a curated record
CCACAACAACAUCUGGCACGGGUCUGCCAUGACUCUUGACAAAAGAUGUCGUCAUCAAGAACGCCACCUCAAUCUCCAAGUCGUCGUGGCCGUGGAGUGCAGGUUAGAACUGUGAUUCGAAAUACGUCAGGCUCACCUUCACAAUCAGGUAGAGGCAAUGGCCGAGGGUCCUCUUCAAGAUCUCGCUCUCAGCCUUCCGCUCGAUAUCGUCAAGCUCUGAAAAAGCAAGCUCCAAAUUUUGGCGGAGAUUUCGUCAAGGAUGAUGAAAUCGCACGACAAUUUGCCAAUCGAGUAGUAGAGAUAUAUGCUCCCUCCACCAAUACCGGUACAGAAAGUAUUCGUCAAUUGCCUCUUAAUAUGCAAGCCAGACGUGAUGGAAGCUCAUUCAAGCUUCCUACUUUGGGCAAAAUGUGUCUGAAUAUCAUUACAGAAUCAUUUGGGUCGCACAUACUUCCAGUCAGAUUCAAUUUGAAAGACAAUACGAUUGCCAAUGGUGCCAUGAAAGAGAUCGGAUCUACAUCAUCAAGAGGUCUUUUGGGCAUCGAAGUAGGCGGAUACGAUGAGGAAAAUGACAAAGAUUUUGUGCCCGACAGUGACGAGGAAAGCAGAAGACCGACAAAAAAGGCUAAGACACAGCCAAAAAGAAUUGCCAGGAAAAGCGAUACGCCAGCCAACAAAAGGAAUGCUGAAUUUGACGAAAGCCGAAAGGAGAGGGAUAUGGAAUUGCUGAGAUUGCUUCCUGCUCCAAUCGCAGUAGCUUUACAAGAACAGCUGGAGAGAAAAGCUCCGCAAUUGCUAAACUAUGAUGUGAUGACACAUCUCUUCCUGAGUAGUGAAGUUGUUUCCAGAUCGAAGCUAUUCCGUGUUCUCGCCAUCGUGAAGGGUAUCAGUGAGCGGGAUAUGAUCAAGGUUUGGCAAGAAUUGAUCUAUGAAAAUCCUUUGCUGCCUAGCAAUACGAUCAAGAGAGCUAUUCCAGAUAAUGCUGUCAGUACGCUUCGUACUCUCCAUUUGCAAGCAUUCACUCGGUUAAAAACAGACCAGAUUCUUAAUCUUUUCAAGCAUACCCGGAAUCUGGAGAACGUAUGUCUGAGAGGAUGCGUGAACAUAUACCCUGAAGCAGUUGCCAAAUUGGUGGAAACUUGUGGACAAACACUACGCAAGGUGAAUUUCAAUUGGACAAGUAUUGGUCUCACUGGCGUUGAACAUCUUAUACGAGAUGCACCUAAUCUUGAAGUUUUGAAAAUUGCUCAUGUCAAAGGACUUUCUGAUUCUUCAGUCAAAGCGAUGAUGACUCGUGUCGUCACGAAUGCCGAAGGAAUGGUGCCACUUAGAAAGCUUGAAAGAUUAAAGUUACACGGAACGGAGAUAGGUAUUCAAGGUCUAGGAGCAUUAUUACAACAUUGUGGAAAACAAAUUAAAUCUCUCGAUAUUGGAAGCACACGUGUUGGAGGUACAGGAAGUAUAGAGCUUUUGUUGAUGCUUUUGGGAUAUGAGGAACGUAAGACUCAAAAGUCAGACUUGUUGGUAGAUUAUGCUUCACCAGGCAAUCUGACAUUGGAAAAGAUUAACCUUUCACACUUGAGCAUACCUGUCGUUUCAGCCAUGCAAUUUGUGGAAUCAGUUGCUCGCUGCAAACGAUUGCGAAAGGUAAAUCUGGAUCAUUUAUCGAUUCUUCCGUCUAGUACGAUGUAUCCUAGACUUGUUGAAGCGUUAUUCCAAGCUGUUGCUCUACGUGCGCUGGAGAGACAGGUCCAUAAAGACUAUCAACCGGAUCAAGAUUACGUUAUGGACAGCAUCAGUUUCGCUUGUCCGAGUUCGCUCAGCACUCCAAUUCACCAAGUCAAUCUUAGACAAAUUUGCAAUCCUCCAGAUCCAGCUGAAUGCACGGCAGAACGACCAAUCAACGAUAAAGUCAUACGAUCCCUCAAUCUUAGUGGAAUGAUAUUUCGUACAAUACCUCCUGAGAAGGGCCGAUUGUGGCUUGUGGACUACAUGGAAAGAAAUUUCUCAAAGCUCCCUGGAUAUGGAGCCGUACUAAAACAUAUUAUAUGCUGCACCUUUGAUGUUCAGCAUCUCAACCUUUCAGGCUGUCGUUUGCCGGAGCCAUGCGAAUGGCCAUUGUUCGGAGUUUCUGGAGGCUUACGAUCCAUGAAUCUGAGCAAUUCUCAUAUCGACAGUGAAUCGGUCGAUAAUUUGGUACAAAACAAUCCGUACCUUGAACGCAUAGAAUUGACAGGUUGUCGUUCAAUUCCAAUCACAAAAAGAAGAAACUACUUUUGAUGCCCAUUUUUUUCCCUUGCUUUUUGUAUAUAUUGUAUUCAUAACAUUUUGUAACAUCAUUUUCAUACAUUUUUAGCUUCUUUGCGACUUUGUUGCAAUGCCUUUGUCUCUAAUUCAGCCCACCACUCAACACUGUCACGAUAUGCUUGUGUUCUUUGUCCGUCUGGCCUGGCUACGAUUGCGAUACCUUCUUCUACAAUCUCAUCUGCUUUGAAAUUACUUUGAUCGGAUAGUGUAUUUGUCGUUGACCCUUGCUCUCUCUUUGCUUUUCGGC